This is a messenger RNA of Trypanosoma theileri, 4674 nucleotides long. RefSeq names its product putative 5-3 exonuclease XRNA. Bases 1 to 4674 code for a protein of 1557 amino acids. The transcript has a single exon. Lineage: Eukaryota; Euglenozoa; Kinetoplastea; Trypanosomatida; Trypanosomatidae. The record is from RefSeq and is a predicted model, not a curated record. Gene Ontology annotation, cellular component: nucleus. Gene Ontology annotation, biological process: nuclear-transcribed mRNA catabolic process. Gene Ontology annotation, molecular function: RNA binding; 5'-3' RNA exonuclease activity.
AUGGGUGUUCCAAAGUUCUUUCGAUGGGUGGCAGAGCGCUGCCCGUCUGUUAUCACCCCAUUCCGUGAUUGCCCACCGCCUGUUGACAAUCUAUAUCUAGACAUGAAUGGCAUUAUUCACAAUUGCACACAUCCAAAUGAUGUAGAUGCCACACAAAAAUCCGCAACGGAAAAGGCCAUGGUUGAGGCUAUGUUUGUUUAUCUUGAGAAACUUUUUAAUGUUAUUCAACCACGUAAACAUUUUCUGUUGGCUAUUGAUGGCGUGGCGCCGAGGGCCAAGAUGAACCAGCAGCGACAACGCCGUUACCGCAGUGCAUAUGAUAUGAUGGUAGCACGUGAGGAGGCUCUUGCCCGCGGUGAGGAAUUGCCAGAUGAGAAGGAUGUGUUUGACAGCAACUGUAUCACCCCUGGCACGAAUUUCAUGGUGCGGGUGAGUGAACAAUUGCAGUACUUUAUCACCAUGAAGAUUGCCACUGACCCGGCGUGGCAAAACUGCAAGGUGAUCUACUCUGGACACAAUCACCCUGGUGAGGGAGAACAUAAGAUUGUGGAUUUUAUUCGUCGCCGUAAGAUGCAGCCGGGGUAUGAUCCAAAUGAGUCUCAUUGCAUGUAUGGAUUAGACGCUGAUCUUGUCAUGCUUGCACUUGCCACUCAUGAACCACAUUUUCUUCUUUUGCGAGAGGUGGUGACAUUUGGGGCUGGAAAUGAAUCACGACGUGUGCGUGAACAGCGAGAGGAGGAUGAGGCAAAUGGAAUUGUUGCGGAUAAGUCUUAUCAUAAAGCUGAUGAAUUUGUGCUUUUUCAUGUGAAUGUACUGCGUGAUUAUCUUGAUCUUGAUUUGCGUGAUCGACUUGGGGCCAAGUUGCCACCCAUUUAUGACUUGGAACGUGUCUUGGAUGACUUUGUAUUAAUGUGCUUCUUUGUUGGGAAUGACUUCUUACCAAGUAUUCCAACGCUUGGCAUUCAUGAUGGAAGCCUUGUGCAAAUGCUGGAUGUGUACUGUCAGCGUAUAUUACUACACUCUAUGUACUUGACAGAGAAUGGGAAAAUAGAUUGGCGUGCCGUAGAGUUAUGGUUGCAGGGACUUGCAGAGAUUGAGUUUACCACUAUUAAAGCCCGUGAGGCACAAGAGCAGGAGUAUCAACGUAAAAUGGCAAGACGUGAUCCUUCCCAUGAGGCAACAGUGAUUGCAUCCACCGCGGUGGAAUCUUUGCAUGAGUAUAAGGAUCGUUUCUACCGUGAGAAACACGGCUUUGCGAAUGGAUGGGAUCCACAAGGAAAAGAAAUGAGCGAUCUGCGACUUCAUUAUGUGGAAGGAAUUAUGUGGGUAUUUGGAUAUUACUAUAAUGGACCACCCUCAUGGAAGUGGUUCUUCCCGCAUCACUAUGCUCCUAUGGCAAGUGAUUUGGUAAAUCUUCCUGCGGUGGCUGCAAAGGUUCACUUUGAUCUUGGUAAACCAUUUCUACCGCAUCAACAACUCUUAGCGGUGUUACCACCCUUAUCAUACCGUUCUAUCCCACGUGCGUAUUGGCCACUGCUCCGUAGUAAGUCGAGUCCACUCGCCAAAUACUUUCCAGAGCAUCUACAGAUUGAUCGUGAAGGGGCACGAGCACCGUGGGAGGGUGUUGUGCUCAUUCCAUUUAUCGACGAACGCACACUACUAGCGGCGUAUAAUUCUGUUCAAGAUAAGGUGACACCUGAGGAUCAGGCACACAAUACGCUUGGAACGCCUGUGAUUUUCACCUUCGAUGCUGAGAUGCAGCAGUAUGAGGUACCGAAUGAAUUCUUUGGACCAUUAAAGAAUGUACGAGUGCGACGACAACCAUAUGAUUUUCCACCAUUUGUUCAUUUUGUGCCAAAACUCUGUCCAGGUGUGGCGAUUGGGGAUAAGAUGUUAGAAGGAUUUGCGACACUUCACAGUAAGUGGAAUAAUAUCCGUGUACAACGUGAAACCGGUGCGGUGAGCAUUUUUGGAAUGCCUACACGUAAGGAGAGUAUCAUUCUCGCUUUAAAUGAUACUAUGAUGGAAAAUGCUAGUGCACGUGAUAUGGCCCCACUUGUUGGACAGGAAGUAUUGGUUGGAUUUCCACACUACCGUCGUGCACGUAUUGCGUGUAUUAGUGAUAGAUUUAUGAGUUUCCGUGCGGUGAUAACAAAGGAUGGUACCUUCUGUGGUAGUGAGGCGAAGGAGUUAAACCGUGAUGACUCAUCUAACUUUACACGGGAGUGUGAAACACAUAAACAGUAUAUGAAGGAGAAAUUAGGUAUUUCUGUGGAUAGUGUUUCUCUGUUGGUAUAUGUAAAUAUCUUCACUGGUAUGCGUGUGACACGUAAGGGGCGGAUUGUGCGUAACUUUUCAAAAGAUGAAAUGUGCUAUGCGAUGCCCCUUAUUUCAAGAUUACAGGAUGUAAACAUGAUAGAGGAUGCACGAUAUGUGGAGCGAGAUCGUGCAGAAGGGGAUACAAGUUUUGGGGCUAAAGUUAUUUUUAUUGGUCCAGAACCAAAGAAUAAGAAAACCCCUAUGCAGGCAUAUGGUAGUGCUGGUUUCGUCCUAGACUCCACCUCUUAUGGUGAGGAUAUGUACGCUGUGGCGAUCCGAGUCUAUCAAGAUCCCUUGACGAUUCCCGCAUCUCUUUUAUCUUAUGCCACACCUCGUAAUUGGAUGGCAUUACAUGAAGUGGCGAGUGAAAUGCGAUUGGGAUCUUUACCAUUACGACUCCUUGUGGGAUCUCUACGCACCACACCACAGUAUGGAUCCCGUGAAGUGGGUUUGGGUAUCGUCUUUACACGUAAUCAUCUCACACGAUUGGGAUAUGCAAAGCUUGUACCACGACAAACCAACGCCUGGGCACCAUACGGCGAUGAUGUAUUUUCACGACUCGCACAAAGCACUGAACCGGCUGGACAUUAUCUUGAAAAUGCCAGCAAGAGUGAUUUUCUUGGCCGUUCCAGUCGUGCAGUGCAGUACACCACAUGGUUCUCCCGUGAGGCGGUAUCGCUGAUUAAGGAAUAUGUACACAAGUUCCAACCACUCAUUAAACGACUGGAAACAGGAGCGGCAGCCCCACAGGCAUUGGAGCCACCGCAAUUCAUGACCGGUAUUUGGCAAGAUAGGGAAGUGGAUGAUGUUCUUAGCGAGAUGGAAUCUUUUAUUGAGGCUUGUGGUAUACGCGAUGUACCUUUAGUGACCGCAAGUGAUGAUGCCUUCACACGUGAACAUUUACGUCAAUUGGAGGCGGAACUCGAUCGUCACACCCCGCGACGUGUGCGGGAACUCACUCUUCGGCCUGUUGUGAAGCGACACUUGUACUUUCCCAUCACCCGCAGUGUAGGUGGACACAUCUUACAACUGCCACUACCGCAAGAUCAGACACUUUGUUUGGGCGCACGUGUAGUGAAUUGUCGUGCGGCGGGUUGUGUGCCGUUUGGUGCGGUGGGAACCGUUGUUCGUUUGUUAGCCACCAGUCAUGAGGCGGAGGUGGUGUUUGAUGAGCCUUUCACCGGUGGGAGUCGCUUUGAUGGGCGACUGCAACAACCACGAGGGGCAUUGGUGAAGUUGGCAUCUCUGCUGGUGCUGCAGAAACCAGGAGAGGAUACGAGUGCAGCAGCAAUGCUGCCAAUCACAUCAACCACAACAUCAACAUCAACAGGAACUACAGGAACAGCAGCGGAAACGGAAACAUCUGGUACUUCUCUUCUCAAGGCACUCAUGCUAAAAACUCAACAACAACAACAACAACAACAACAACAACAACAACAACCGGAUCAGCAGAAGGUAGUUUUUCAAGGGUCAUCCCCCACAACCACCGAUGCGGGUCCCGCCAUUCCAAAACCACGCAGUGCAUUAGAAGAGGUUUCUACCAUGGCGGCCUCACCCUCUGCAGCUGUAACUAUGAGUGCAGGGGCGGGUGGUAUUCGCUUGGCGGAUCUUGUUGGGAAAUUGAAGGCAUCCUCACCAGCGUCUAUUUCAGCAGAACAGCUUCAACGUGUACAGGUUACUUCUGCCCCAACGGUUGGGUGGGGAAGUAGUGGUGGUAGUAGUAAUAGUAAUAAUAACAACAACAACAACAACACCCGGGCAUCCCCAGCCACCGUCAAAACCCCCACUGGGGUUCUCACACCUGCUAUCCAAACCACCAUCAUGAGUAGUAAAAGCAGUGGGGCUGAGAAUAAGAGUCAUAAGAGGAAUGAAAACUCUGCUAUGGUGGAAGCAACAACAACAGCAACUGCUGCUGUUGCAGCUGCUCCCUCUUGUCCUCAAGCACUUCCUGGUACGACCAAUGCUGUACAGCGUGGUAGUAUGAACAGCGGUGUUAAUAAUAAUAAUAAUAAUAAUAAUAAUAAUAAUAAUAAUAAUACUACGACUACCGCUACUGGGGCUGGCAGCAGCAGCAACAGUAGUGGUACUGGAGGAGGAGGAGGAGGUCGUCCACUGACACAACCGCACAAUAACGGUGGACGCUGCAUUGAUAUGAAUACGAAUAGUACUAGUACUGGUACUAGUAAUAGUGGUGGUAAUGGUAGUGGUUCCAAGCCAAAUAUACCAAUCGUUAUUCCAAGGGAAAUAGCAUCUGGUGAAUUCAUUCUUCGUCGCGGUGAGGCGGUGCCAUUCUUCCGAAAACUGUUUAAAAUGCGUCUUUCUGAGGAACUUGGUAAGGUGCUUCCACGGGAGUAA